GGCGCGACUAGUCGCCCGGAGAAUUCAGGUCGUCCGUUCGUCGCCCGGUGCAUCAUCAUGGUCCUUCACGAGAAGCAGAUUCGAAUCUUGAAAUUGUUCAAGCACCUUAGUUUGGCCACUAUAGACGGAGGAGUGCCCCGUGACCAGAGGGACCCCCGGUUGGCCAAUUUGGCUUUCACUGUCCGACCUGGAGAGAUUUUCUCCUGCUUCCAUCCCGACCACCUAGAAGAUGCUCGUCACCUCUACGAAAUCUUCUACGAGGCCAAGGACUUCGACGACUUCGUGCACCUGGCCGAACAGGCUCGUACCUUUGUUAAUGAAGGUCUAUUUGCCUUUGCUGCCGAAGUGGCAAUUCUCUACAGACCCGACUGUAAAGGCUUAAGCGUGCCUCCUAUCCAGCAAAUCUUUCCGGAGCGAUUCGUGUCUUCUGCUACCUUAGCUGAGAUCAUCACAAAGGCUUCUACUAAACAUGCGGGCGACGAGUCCCCUAUUGUGGUAGACGUUAAAGAAACUGGAAAUAUCUUGGAUCCAGAAUAUAACCUUGCUUAUUACCGAGAAGACGUUGGUAUCAAUGCCCAUCACUGGCACUGGCAUCUGGUCUAUCCUGCUACAUGGAACGCCUCAUAUUUUGGCAAAGAGAAAGACCGAAAGGGAGAACUUUUCUAUUAUAUGCAUCAACAGAUGUGUGCCAGAUACGAUUGCGAACGAUUAUCUAAUGGCCUACAACGAAUGAUACCCUUCCACAAUUUCGAAGAAGAGUUAGAAGGUUAUGCUCCUCACCUCUCUCAUUUAUCUAGUGGAAGAUAUUAUGCAGCUCGACCUGCUGGACUUAGAUUGUCUGAUUUGAAGGAUGUUGACGUUCAGGAAAUGGAAAGAUGGCGUGAAAGAAUUAUGGAUGCUAUUCACUUGGGCUACAUCGUCGACUCAGAAAACAAGGAAAUAGCUUUGGACGAAGAACACGGCGCUGAUAUCUUGGGCGACAUCAUUGAAUCAAGUUACGAAUCAAAGAAUCGCGUUUUCUACGGUAGCCUGCACAACAUGGGUCAUGUAAUGAUGGCCCGUAUCCACGAUCCCGAUGGAAGAUUCAGAGAAACUCUAGGAGUAAUGAGUGAUACUUCUACUUCCUUGAGAGAUCCUAUUUUCUAUCGUUGGCACAGAUUUAUUGACAACAUCUUUCAAGAAUAUAAAGCUACAUUACCCAUUUACACCAAAGAACAGCUGAGCUUCCCAGGAGUAGAAGUAACCGAUAUCCGAGUCAAUGCCAGAACUCCUAAUGUCAUCGAUACAUUCAUGUUGAGAGAUGAGUUGGAAAUGUCGCACGGUUUUGUCUUCGGAUCUGAUGGUUCAUACAAGGCACGUUACCAACAUUUAGACCACGAGCACUUCUCUUACACCAUCCACGUGCAGAGUACUCUGCCAGCCAAGAAGGAAGCAACAGUUCGUAUCUUUUUAGCACCCAAAUAUGACGAAUUAGGUAAUAUUAUUCCACCCAACAUACUUCGUCGAUUAUGCAUCGAAAUGGACAAGUUCAAGACCGAAUUGACACCCGGCAUCAACACUGUCGUGAGGAAUUCAGUCGACUCCAGCGUGGCCUUAUCUCGAGAAUACACAUUCGAAGAGCUAGAGAGAGGUGACGGUAUCACCGAGGACCGCACAGAAUACUGUAGUUGCGGUUGGCCCCAGCAUCUGCUAGUGCCAAAGGGCAACGCUAAGGGCAUGAUCUUCUAUUUAUUCGUUAUGCUGACAGACAGAGAUCACGAUAAGGUAGUGGACGGAGCAGGAGAUCACUCCAUCUGUUCGGAUGCGGUUAGUUAUUGUGGAGCCAAGGACGACAAAUAUCCCGACAAAAAGUCUAUGGGUUUCCCCUUCGACCGUCCUCUUCCUUUCGAGACAGUAGAAGAAUUCCUGACCACAAACAUGCACAUACAAGAGAUCACCGUCAAGUUCCACCCGUAAAUGCAGCAGCACUGAAAAUAACGGAGAGAAUUUAUACACAUUUCGACUUCUAACCUUGUAAAGAAUAAAAUUCAAUUCCUUCCUUA
Molecule: messenger RNA, 2042 nt
Organism: Centruroides sculpturatus (bark scorpion)
Lineage: Eukaryota; Metazoa; Arthropoda; Arachnida; Scorpiones; Buthidae
Product: hemocyanin II-like
Exons: 9
Coding region: 58-1956 (632 amino acids)
Molecular function (GO): oxidoreductase activity
Source: RefSeq, a predicted model, not a curated record